GGUAUAACCUGGGUCCUGGUAUACCGAACAGACAAAUACAAGAGAUUAAAGGCUGAAGUGGAAAAACAGAGCAAAAAAUGUAAGUACUUUUCAGAUAUUAGAGAGGAUGUCUGCUGUUCUUCUUGUAGCCUCCUUUGGCAAAUGUAAAAAUGAACAGAGUCUGUGCUCUGAGAUAUUUCUGCUGCAUUUUCUUCUAAGGGAGAGAAGCUUGGGCUUCAUUGGAUCUGAAUUUUACAUGUGUAGCAGAAAUACUAAGUCAUGGCCUGAAGCGGUGAUUGAACACCUGAUGGGAAGGCAGGGCCAACCCAGGGGAGCUCAGCUGUAUGCAAUGCACCUGAGUGACCAGAAGAGCUGGAGCCAGGAUCCACCCCUUCCCAGACCUCGUUUAAGGGUUGGCAGUGGAGGUGAGGGUAUCUCUUGCUGGAGAUUCCUGCCUACCUGAGAUAAGCAGCUCUUUUUCUUCAUUUUUGUGUCUGUGACUGCUGCAUUUGAGCUUGUCCUCGUUUGCUGUAGCCAAAGACUUUGCUACCCUGCUAUUAUCAUCCCAUUAUAGUAUUGCAGUAGAUUACCUAAAUUGGUACAGAGGGGACUUAUCUCUGUUCUUAAUUUUUGCCUUUUUGUGGAAUUGAGGCUGAUAGAAAGACCUGAAUUGUACUCCAUUCCCCUCCUGCUUUUCUUGGAGGACAGGAGGGAGAUCAGUACUGGAGUCAGCUUCUGAGCAUGAGUAGCCUGUGUGUAUGUGUAUAUAUGUGUAUUUCUUCAGAUCCCUGAAAUAAAUUCAGGGAUGCAGCUUUUGCUUUUCAAGGAGGAUGAAGGAUGUGAGAUAUGUCAUAAGAACGGUUUGAAGGAUUACCGUGAGAAGUAAAGCAUGAUACAUAAAAAGUGAUGAUUAAGGAUGGGAAAUGAGUAAGGACAGAGUCGUGAUAGAAGGAUCUAAGAUGUCAGUUGAUAUAAAAAAUAUUCUAGUAUAAACUGGAAACAAAAAUAGAAUUGGAUAGAAAAAAACUGUCCCAGAUAAAAAAAAAAAAAGAGGGAAGGAUUAGACAAGGAUAGCAAAAGGGAGCAGAGAGAGAGCAGUCAAAGAUACACAUUAGAUAUUAAAAUAAGAAGUAAUUUUGAAAAGGUAUGUUUGAGUAUGGAGUGUUUCAGUGGACCUGUCUGUAUCAGAAACCAUGGAGCAGAGGAGAAAUUGAGCUGUGUGUUCAAACUUGAUCUUGUAUUCUCUGUGUGGGUUCCAGUAGUAAGAGACAGUACGUGAUGAUGUGGGGGUUGAACCUGAGCUGGUGUUAACCUUAAUGCUUUUUCACCAUGGUAUCAGUGCUUCUGGAAAACAAGAGAAAAUAUUAUUAAACCAUGUUUUUUUCUUCCAGUCUAGCCUUCCCAGAGGCAAGAUAAGCUGGAAAGUGAAAGUUAGUCAUCUUUGUGUCUCAGCUCCUAAAUUUAGGGGCUUUUGUCAUCACAGCAGUAUCAGCUGGGGAUUGCAUCUGUGCCCACCCCCACUCUAAUCCCGCUUGGGUGAUAAAAAGGAGUUGGGCAGAAUUAGCCACAGAAGGCAAGUUAGAGAAGCAAUUGAAACCCAUCUGAGAACUGAAGAGUAGAACUCAAAGGCUGUUAGCACGGCUUAUUCUCUGCAGUGUAAUGAUUUCUGUAAGGCUUCAGUGCAGUUUGUUUUUAUAGCUGUCCUGAUAUCUAGGUUAUAAUCUGUGAAGGGAAAGUUUAUGCAUCUCAGUUCGUUUCUAAUCUCUUUGUUUGACGCUCAGUCUAGUCCCCUAAAUCACCACCCUCCAAAAAAGAACAGAAUAAUGAGGAGUUGCUAAAAAUUAGGGCUUGAUCUGUUUUCCUCUCGCACUGAGGACAUCUGGCUGACCUGAUGGCUUACAGGCAAUUUGUAGAGCUCUUGAGCCACACCUUUCAACUGUUACCCAACACAUCUGAAACAGGAAAAAACACAUGAGAGAUCUUUAAGUUCUCCUUUGGGAGUACUAGCAAUCCUAACAGUUUGCCAAAACAAAUGGGCUGAGUAGUAUGCUUGAGCAGUGUUCUUACUCGUAAUCCUUAGUUUCAUCUCUCCCUAUUCUCUUGUUUCUGUUGAGAGACACAGCACUGUUGGAGACUGAUGAAAUGAUAGCAGAUGUCCUAGGAUAAACGUAGCAGUAAACUUGCAAUAAGUAUUUCUGGUCUGCAGGGUAUGCUUGGAAGUGUUAUCCGUAUUCCUGCAGACAGCCCUGUGAGGCUGCCUGACAGUUAUUUGUCCUGUGCAAGCCAUAAGGGAAGUUAGGCUGUGGGGUCUGUCAGGCCUGACAUAAGGCCCAAUAGCACUACUUGGAGUGAAGCUGGGAUCUGGAGGUGCCCCCUGGUUACAGCUGGAAAGAACAGAUAGCCCUGAAAAGCCAGUGUUUUCCAGACUAAGGGAUUAUGUGGGCUAGGGUUGGGUUGGACUGAUCAUGGUAUCCCAGCUGGAACAAAAUGCUCUCUUGUGAACAUAGAUGUAUGGUUGUUUGGAACCUCUCUUCAGCAUUCCUUCUGAACAGGCUUGCCUAGCUUGUGCUCUUCUAGCUUGCUCAUUCAAGAUGUGCUUAUUCUUUGGAAAAACAGCUGUCUUACAACAGAUGUGUUGUAGAUGUUGUGUGGACACCUUGUUUAGGCUAGCAUGGAUUUCCUGGCAGUUGUAUGUGGCUGAAUUGCAGAUGACAAGCACUUCAGAAGCCAGCACGACAAACCUUUUUGUAACUUGGAAGGCUGUUUUCACUUUACCUGUGCUUUAAAAUCUGCACUAGAGUAUGUCUCUGGUGUCCCUGUUCAUUGCAGGGGAGUUGGACCAGAUGGCCCUCAGAAGUCCCUUCCAACUCUAAGGAUUCUAUGAUCUAACAUCCGUGUUGAGCUAGAACUAGUAAGAGAGAAGAGUUCUGGUGUUCAGCUCUCUAAAGCUGAUUGUGUGAGCUGACAAGAGUCAAGUCUUCUUGUUGGAAAAUACAGUAGAUGUAUGUAGAGUUCAGGGUAAGAAAGGACUGUUGUGUGUUUUUAUUAUCAUAGCUGUGCUUGAUCAUCCUCUUGUUAUAGGUCUUAGCUCAAGACCAGUCUCUUUCUGUUCUGGCUGUUUUCAGAAGAGCACUUUGAGAUGGGCAGCACACUAUCUAUAUUUGAAGUUUGCUAUGCUGGUCUUACAUUAGAUUUAGGGCUUUUUUAAUGCAGUGUUGGUGGUUUGGAUUUGUUUGGUGAGUGUCUGACUUGGGGUUUUACUAACUAUGAGCUUAGGCUCUUACUUUAAAAGACUGGAACUGCUUCAGUACUAAUUAAUUGAAAAGGAAUGGAGAUGCUCUAGCUGACUGCUUGGAUGGCGUUUCCCCUGAGAAUUACACCCCUUCUUCACAGGCAGGCAGAGAACACAAGCUUUCCUGUGUUCUGCUUCCCACUGCAGAUAAUCGGGAGCAGAGCUUGCCACAAAGCUCUUUUCAUUAGACUUGCUGAAUCAAAAGUACUGUCUACUACUAAUGACAAGUCAGCAGUGGUCAUUUCAGCUAAGAUUGUCCUCAGGCUGCUUGGUUGGCAAUUGGAAAAGAAGAAAGAAACGAUAACUGAAUCAGCAGGCCGACAGCAGAAGAAGAAAAUAGAGAGACAAGAGGAGAAACUGAAGAAUAACAACAGAGACUUGUCAAUGGUUCGGAUGAAAUCCAUGUUUGCCAUUGGCUUCUGCUUCACUGCCUUGAUGGGGAUGUUUAAUUCUAUAUUUGAUGGCCGAGUGGUGGCAAAGCUUCCUUUUAUCCCCCUCUCAUACAUCCAGGGCCUGUCCCACCGCAACCUUCUGGGUGAGGAUUACACUGACUGCUCCUUCAUCUUCCUCUACAUUCUCUGCACAAUGUCUAUCAGGCAGAACAUCCAGAAGAUGCUCGGCCUUGCUCCUUCCCGGGCUGCCACCAAGCAAGCAGGGGGCUUCCUUGGCCCCCCACCUCAGGCAGGGAAGUUCUCUUAAAGCACAGUUACAGCCUUUGCUGCAGGUCUGCCAGCCGCACAAGACUGCCUUUGGGAGGUAACACAACGGGUUUCUACACCAGGCUUCCUGUGGCCAAAACCAGCCUAUGCAGUAUUUACCACAGUCUUGGAAACAUCUUGCAUUUGAAGUAUUCCAACAGCAGUUGCCUGCUCAUCAAACCAAGAAAGUUCUCAGAAGAUAACUUGACCUUUUGUUUCUGAAAAAUAAAUGGCUCGGGCAUGUUGA
Messenger RNA from Gallus gallus (chicken), 4216 nucleotides. It is a transcript of the gene TMCO1, whose product is annotated as transmembrane and coiled-coil domains 1. Lineage: Eukaryota; Metazoa; Chordata; Aves; Galliformes; Phasianidae. Gene Ontology annotation, biological process: endoplasmic reticulum calcium ion homeostasis. Gene Ontology annotation, cellular component: endoplasmic reticulum; endoplasmic reticulum membrane; cytoplasm. Gene Ontology annotation, molecular function: calcium channel activity. The coding region runs from base 3335 to 3970 and encodes 211 amino acids. The record is from RefSeq and is a predicted model, not a curated record. The transcript is spliced from 6 exons.